AUGUCAGACUUGCUAACGGUUACGGAGCCACUCAUCGAUCCCGACAUAUCUAAUCUUGAGACCGCCGUGGGUGAAGUUUUACAUGCAAAUGAAUUAAUUCUUCUUCGCUCAGUCGCGGGUUCAGCUCGUUGCAUUUAUAAUAACCUAAAGAAGAUGAACUCGCACGAUGAAGUGUACCAAAACAUUAAUCUUGACCCAACUCCGCAUAUUGUUCACGGCCCAUAUAUCAACAACAAAUUGUCUCAUAUGACGGCCAUACAAUGCGGAGAGGCGUACUUGGAGAAGCUGAUCGUAGUUGGCAAUACAGAAGGCAAAAGAUCAAGUAGCUCAGAAAAGAUCAGUCUAAAGCUGUUUGAUAGCCCACUCCAGAUGUUUUUUUGCUGA
Messenger RNA from Pieris macdunnoughi, 384 nucleotides. The record is from the annotation of a GenBank genome assembly. NCBI's taxonomy places the organism in Eukaryota, Metazoa, Arthropoda, Insecta, Lepidoptera, Pieridae.